Messenger RNA from Besnoitia besnoiti, 4968 nucleotides. RefSeq names its product glycosyltransferase. NCBI's taxonomy places the organism in Eukaryota, Apicomplexa, Conoidasida, Eucoccidiorida, Sarcocystidae. The transcript is spliced from 20 exons. The record is from RefSeq and is a predicted model, not a curated record. Gene Ontology annotation, cellular component: cytoplasm. Gene Ontology annotation, molecular function: 1,4-alpha-glucan branching enzyme activity; hydrolase activity, hydrolyzing O-glycosyl compounds; cation binding. Gene Ontology annotation, biological process: glycogen biosynthetic process. Bases 1 to 4968 code for a protein of 1655 amino acids.
AUGGCUCCGGUCGUCGCGACCCCCAAAGGCGCCACCACACGCGUCGAGGAGGCCGGCAGAGGCUUCCCGCACGCUGGCAAGAAUGGAUUCCAUUUCAAAGACCGCGAACAGUAUAUCACCAAGUGCCCUAGCAGCGCCUUCCUGCGCUGCGUGCCGGCAGAACCCGCGAUGGCCGCCUACCUCGCCGAAGUCUGCGUGCCAGAGGACGCACAGGAAACGCUAGUGGACGGCUUUCUGGAGUUCACGCGCGCCGUCCGCGGUACCCAGGUCCAUUUGCUGCGUGAGGAGGAGUCCACGGGGGAGGCCUCCUCGGCGCCGCAGGCUGGCUGCGCGCUGUAUCGCCUGAUUGAGGGCGGCAUCGACUUGCGCGGGGCAGCCGCCGCCGCGUCGCUGGGCGCGCUCGCCGGGAAACCCGAGGACUCGACCCCGGCAGGGGUGCUCUUCGGGGGCGUGGCGACUCGCGACGUUCACGAGGCGACGGUGUCUACUUCGGCGUCGUCGUCGCCGGCCUCUGGCCUCACGCAGGCAGUCGCGCUCGGGGGCGAAGGCCGCGCCGACGAGGCAGGCUCGCCGGUGUCGCCUGUCUCGCGCGUGGAAGCCGCAGCGGCCAUCGCGGCGCGCGUGGAUGCUGCGAAUGCGGCGGCUGGCGGAGCGACUGCGCUCCCGGGUCAGCUGGAGGCACUCAUCUCGCACUUAGGGCAUCGCCAGACGCGAGGCGAGCGGCGCGAGGGCGCCGCCGCCUCCUCGCAGCCGGCGGAGGCGACACCCGCAGGCCUCCGCGGGCGGACCUGCGUGCGCAAGAAGGGCGUCGUGAUGGCUGGCGCGCCGCUGCCUCUCGUGCUGGACGGCACUGCGAUCUUCGCGCAGGAGGCGCGUCUCGCGGCGCGCGGAGACAAGCGCGAAGCGAAUGAGCACGCCGCUGACGCGAGCUGCGACGGCGCUGAGGACUUCGCGUCGCCCCCCGCCGCCGACUCCGAAGGAGACUCUGACUUCUACGGCAGCCCCGAAGUCGACCGGCUGCUUGACGUCCUGCUAGACUUCGUUUACGACGGGACGUUCAAGGCUUACACGGACGCGAAGGAUCAAGAGACGAUUGAGGCGAGCGUGGUUGUGCUGGCGGACGCCCCCCCCGCAGAGCCCGAGGGACGCGCCGCGAAGGCGCCGUCGAAGCGCCACGUGCCGACAGUCACCCUUUACUUCCACUUCAGAAACGCGCAGGCCAUGAAGCGCGCCUUCGAGAGCGCCGAGUGGUCCGGCCUCCAAGCCGCCCUGAAGCCGGUCUUCGACUGGCAGUCCGUCUCAACGAAAACCUUCACUGGCGUCGUCCACUCGCGCCGAGAAAUGACAGGGCUCUGCUCGCCAACGGCCGUCGCUAGGGACCUGUCUCCGCCGCUCAGGGAGAGGCCGUUUGUGCCGGCGCAGCAGCAGGUGGCAGGGGCGCGCCGCGAUACGUUUGACUGGUCGGGACAACUUGACGGCAGCGCGGUAGUGCAAGAGGACCCGCGGCUGCAGGCUUUCGUGGGUCAGCUGCAGCAGCGCUUCGGCAACCUCCGCGGCGUGAUUGAGAAGAUCGCUGAAAAAUUCGGCAGCCUCGAAAAAUUCGCGGAGGGAUACAAGGUCUUUGGGUUUUGCAGAGUCGAAGCCGAACACGGGCGGCCCGCAGGUUGGAUUUACCGCGAAUGGCUUCCACACGCGGCGGAGGUCUAUCUGUUUGGCGACUUCAACGACUGGAAUCGAACCUCGCAUCGCCUCGAGCGCGAGCCGCGCGACGCGGCGCCCUUCUUCUUCGAGGCAGACUUGGGCCUCUCCUGCGUGAGCGGCGCGGAUAAGGACGCGGAUGCGGACGCGCAUGGCGUAGGCGGCGUCUGGGCUGCGUUCAUUCCCGACAAAGCUGACGGCUCUUGGACUCUCCAGCACCGCUCGCGAGUGCGCGUUCGCGUCGUCACUGAGAGUGGCGAAGAGUUCGACCGCGUGCCGGCGUGGGCGACAGUCACGUGGAAGGGCGAAGAGUCGAAUCUCUUCAACGCAGUCAUCUGGCAGCCUCCGCAGGAGGAGGCAUACGUUUGCCGGCACCCCGCCCCGGCCCCCGGCGCGGGCUUCAGCGGGGCUCCGCGGGUCUACGAGGCCCACAUCGGGACGAGCGGGUCGGACGGCGAGCGCCUGGGGACUUACACAGACUUCAUCGAGGUCGUUCUGCCGCGCAUCAAGCGUAUGGGCUACAACACGCUCUUGCUGAACGGCGUGAUUGAGCACGCGGACUACUCGUCGUUUGGCUUUUACGUCUCGAGUCCAUUCGCGGUGAGCAGCCGCUUCGGCACGCCGGAGGAGUUCCGCGCGCUGGUUGACGCAGCGCAUGCGCUCGGCUUGCGCGUGCUGCUGACGCUCUUCCACUCUCACGCCUCGCGCAACGCCCUGGAGGGCCUGGGGAACAUGGACGGCUGCAGCGACACCUACUUCGUGGGGGGCCGCGCUGGCGAGAAUGCGGAGUGGCGAGAAGCUCGCAUCUUCGACUACGGAAAAACCGAAGUCCUCCGCUACCUGCUCUCAAACAUCCGCUUCCUCAUCGACGCAUACAACUUGGACGGUUUCCGCUUCGAGGGCGUCACAUCGAUGCUGUACACGCACCACGGAACAGGCCGCCGCUUCGAGCCCUUUGACUACGCGACUUUCUUCGCGCCUGGCGAACUCUCGUCGCCCGCGCUGCUGUACCUAGCGCUCGCAAACACGCUUCUCAGCGCGCUGGUGCCCGCCAGCCGCCGACUUGCAGUCGCCAACGAAUGGUCAGGCUUCCCCACUCUCUGCCGCGCGCUGGAGAAAGGCGGCCUCGGCUUCGACUACCGCCACGAGGCGCAGUGGGCGCAGCAACUCCGCGCGCAGCUGCAGCAGCUCGGCGGCUACCGCUGGCGCCUGAACGAGCUCGUCUGGCAGAUCGCCAGCAAAGCAAACAGCGAAAAAGUCCUCGCCGCAUUCGAGGACGCCGACACCACGCGUGUCUGCAGAAGACCGCUGUCGAUUGCGCUUUUUUCGUGGGAGUCUCUGCACACGCACGCUGUGGGGGGCGUCGCACCUCACGUCACGGAGUUGGCUGCGGGCCUCGCGCGGCACGGCCACGAAGUCCACGUCUUCGUGCGGGCGACGGGCAUGGAGGCCGUCUCAGCCGUCCACUUUGGCGUCACGUAUCACCAGUGCACUUUCUUGCUCGACCGAGACUUCGUUCGCGAAAUGGGCAACAUGUGCGAGAGCUUCGUCCAGCGCCUGCUGCAAGUCGAAGCGAGCCGCGGAGAGGCCUUCGACAUCUGUCACGCGCACGACUGGCUCGCCGCGAAAGCACUCGUCCGCACCAAGCAACUCGGCAGGACGUCGAUUAUGACGAUGCACUCGACCGAGUUCGGCCGGUGCGGAAACAACGCGUACGGAGGCGUCUCGAAAAGCAUUCGCGACAUCGAGGCGGAGGCCUGCCACGUCGCGGACCGAGUGAUCUGCGUGAGCGGGGUGUUGAAGCAGGAGGUGCUCACGCAGUACGGCGUGCAUCCUGAGAAGAUAAAAGUGAUUUACAACGGCAUUCAGUGCGAGAAGUUCGAUGGCGAAGUGGACGCAGGCCAGGUCAAGGCGCAGUACGGCAUCCCAGCGAUGGACCCGAUGUUCCUUUUUGUCGGCCGCAUGGCGGUGCAGAAGGGCCCCGACCUCUUGAUGGAGGCGAUUCCGUUCAUUCUCAAGUUCCGCAGCGACGCGAAGUUCGUCUUCGUUGGUGACGGACACAUGAUGAGUCAACUCGUGCAGCGCUGCAGACAGCUGAAUGUCACACACGCAGUCCGCUUCAUCGGGCAGUCCGCGGGCGCCGCGCUGCAUGCGCUGUUCAAGUCCUGCGACGCCGUGGUGGUGCCGUCGCGCAACGAGCCCUUCGGCAUCGUCGUCCUCGAAGCUUGGAGCUCCGGCAAGCCCGUCGUCGCCACCAACAGCGGCGGCCCGCGCGACUUCGUGAACCCCGACAACACCGGCUACCUGGUGGACCCGGAGCCUGGGAGCAUUGCAUGGGGGUGCUGCGAGAUUUUGAAGAACUUCGAGCACUCGCGCUGGAUGGGCUCGCGCGGCCGCGUGACGGCGGCCUUCAGCUUCAGCUGGGACUCGAUCGCCUACCAGACUGCGGAUGUCUACUCUGAGCAGCUCUGCCGCCACGACGUGCCUCCCAACUGCACCAAUGCGCGACGCGGCGACAAAACCAUGGCCUUCGCCCUCAUCGGUCCGGCGAUGCAUGCGCACAUGUCUGUGUUUGACGAGGACCCGCAAGUGGCGAACGGCCUCGCGCUGUGGCGCGUGCUGCGGCUGCUGCUCUUCGUGGUCGCCGACGGCUGGAUGGUCUUCGCGGGCAACGAAUUCGCUCACCCCGACGAAGUCGACUUGCCGCGACCUGCCAAUCACUUCUCCAUGGAAAAGAACUUUCGGCGGUGGAACCUCGCGGACGACACGCAGCUCAAAUUCAAACACUGCGAGCUCUUCGAGGCUUUCUUGAGCCACUGGGAGAUUUUUUUUGGGAGUCAGAGCGCCAGCCACUUGUUCGUGGUCAGCUGCAGCGACGAGGAUCAAGUUGUCGUCUUGGAGAGAGGCGAUUGCUUGAUUGCAGUUAACCUCCACCCGACGCAGAGCUACGAGGGUUUCCACACCGGUUGUAUGUACAGCGGGCCGACGAUGCGGUUGCUGUUUGACACGGACGAAGAGCGUUUCGGCGGUUUUGGCCGUCUCACCGCGAAGAGUCUGCAUCCCAUUCUGCAGGGCAAAGACAACCGCCCGCACUCGGUCAAGCUGUACCUCCCCUCGCGGACAGCGGCGGUGUACGUUUCUGAGCAGCUCUUCGAGGAGAAAUACGCGCAGAAAUGGAACGCAGACCCUAUCAUGAACUUCACAGCGGACGAGUUCGUCGCUCACUUGGAGACCGUCAGAGCUGGAUGUGCGCGGGCGAUCUCUGCGUGA